Prorocentrum cordatum is the source of this 1044-nucleotide messenger RNA. NCBI's taxonomy places the organism in Eukaryota, Dinophyceae, Prorocentrales, Prorocentraceae. The record is from the annotation of a GenBank genome assembly.
AUGUUUCGCCCGGCGAGCUGGGUCUGCGUGCUGGACUUCCAGCCGUGCGUCGACCAGGCGGAGUUGGAGUCCAUCGGCAGCCUCAUCUCAACGGCCGAGCAAGCCGAGCUGGACGCGGCCACCCUGUCUUGCGACGAGUGGCAGACGAAAUGCACAUCGGGGGACCUCUCAGAGCUGAUCACGUGCGAAAGCCAGGGCAGCGUCCUGACGCUCACGCUCCAGCCAGACGUGCUGCUGCCGUCCGGACGCUUCUUCCGGAUCACCGUGCCGGGGCACAACAUUCGGUAUCAGUCAGCGGAUGAUGCAGACAUGUCGUGGACGUUCAGAACCCGCGAUUCCGACGUGGACAAGACGGUCUUGGACGAGCGCGUCGGCGUGACUGGCGUGAGUUUGGUGAAUGUGGUGGACGUAUUGUCUAUCUCGCCUUACGACAAAAAAGUAGGCAGCGAGUCGAACGUAGUAACAGUGACCAUACGACUGGACAAGAAGAUCGAUCCUUACGCAAGGUUACUUAUCACGUACCCAGAGGCUUACUCACUAAUCGAUGGCGCAGCAAACCAAGGGCUUUCUGUAUCAGUUGCGGCCGAUUGGCCCACUAAGACCAUCAAUAUCGUGCAGUACAAUAAUGUUAUAGAGUUGACCUCUUUUGAAGAGGCCAUGCCUGCCGACAGGGAUAUGACGUUGGAUAUCAUUCUCAGCAACCCCGCGAUUUCGCCAAUGGCGGUGGACAACAUAUGGACGUUCGAGGCAUUAAGCAGGGCGAACAGUGACACGUUCUACACCUUGAGCUCCCACAUGUACGUGCACGGUUUCAAGAUUUUCGGAGAGUUCUCUUCUGCCACCAUCACGCCGACUCUUAUUUCGCCAACGGCCUCUAACAGGGUCAAUUUAUAUUUCAUGCUGAAGAGCCCCCUCAUAUACACCUCCGCGAGCUAUCUCUGGGUGUGGCUGCCGAUGGGCUGGACACCCAACACCUACGUGGCGGCAGGGUCCACAACCACGAACUGGUGGUCGGAACUCGCGCCCGCUUGGGCCGUCCAGUGA